Messenger RNA from Macrobrachium nipponense, 980 nucleotides. RefSeq names its product single insulin-like growth factor-binding domain protein-2. Gene Ontology annotation, biological process: regulation of signal transduction; regulation of cell growth. NCBI's taxonomy places the organism in Eukaryota, Metazoa, Arthropoda, Malacostraca, Decapoda, Palaemonidae. Gene Ontology annotation, cellular component: extracellular region. The record is from RefSeq and is a predicted model, not a curated record. Gene Ontology annotation, molecular function: insulin-like growth factor binding. The transcript is spliced from 3 exons. Bases 171 to 527 code for a protein of 118 amino acids.
GCAAUCUCGCCUGGCAACUCAACUCCUUAAAAAGAACCUCCAUCACAAACUUAUCAUUUGUUAUCCUAGCGGCUUCCCGGUAAGACUGGGAGAGAGCAAGACAGUUUAGUCAAGGUCUUGAUUUUAGUCAUUGCUUGGUGCCUGUUCGGUGAGGUUGUGUUUUGUUCGUCAUGGCUUCGCACUUUAUACUGCUGCUGCUGUGCAUUUCCCUGGCAAUUGUCACGGUUUCUGGACUGACCUGUCGCCCGUGUGAAACAGUCAAAUGUGCAAGUCCCGAGUCACUUGACUGCCCUUUGGGGGCAGUAGAGAGGCAAUGUGGUUGCUGCUACGAAUGUCGCAAGGGCAUGGGUGAGGAGUGCGGCGGUAGCUACAAUAUCUUUGGUACCUGCGCCGAAGAGCUGAUCUGUGACGGAGGACACGGGUGGCAGAGACCAGGUUAUUGCAAGACCCAACAACAGUUGGAGAGCGACCGUACGUCCAGCACAAGCGGAACAUCUACCACUAGCGGUCCUCUCUGGCUUGGAUAAGGACCCCAUGUUUCCGGAAGAAGGGCGGCUGGUUGGUUAAAUUGCUUUCAGAGGAAGGUUGAUUGGAUCUAGCGUGGGGACUCUGAAGGACGACGAUUUCAAAAGCUUGCUGGCGAAGUCUAGCACUGGAAUUCAGUAGAUGUGAUGGAAAAAUGUCUUUCGUUUAUGAUUUGUGCCCUUAUAUAAUUGCGGCCGCUUUUUCAAUUGUCCGUUCGUCAUAAGGUGUUUAUAUAAUUGCGGCCGCUUUUUCAAUUGUCCGUUCGUCAUAAGGUGUUUAUAUAAUUGUGGCCGCGUUUUCAAUUGUCCGUUCGUCAUAAGGUGUUUUAGAGUUUUUUUAUAAGCCGUUCGUCAUAAGGUGUUUAAAGUUUUUUUUUUAUAAACCGUUCGUCAUAAGGUGUUUAAAGUUUUUGUAAGGUUUCAAAUUGUCAAAGUUUAUUAAAAGGAUCAUCCAUU